This is a messenger RNA of Nicotiana attenuata, 1148 nucleotides long. Its product is annotated as somatic embryogenesis receptor kinase 1-like. The transcript has 6 exons. The record is from RefSeq and is a predicted model, not a curated record. Gene Ontology annotation, molecular function: protein binding. Bases 117 to 773 code for a protein of 218 amino acids. NCBI's taxonomy places the organism in Eukaryota, Viridiplantae, Streptophyta, Magnoliopsida, Solanales, Solanaceae.
CAGUGCAACAAGGACAGGGGAACGACAAACAUGUUCCUUUUUAUUGCUUCUAUAAAUUCCUUACACUCCUUACGUUUACUUACAAGUCAUCUUUAAGUACACUUGAAGUUUGAGAAAUGGGUAUCUGCUUUCCAUUUCAUAUUUUCCUUCUCCUCCUACUAACACUCACCAACGCAAAUUUAGAAGGUGAUGCACUGUAUGCAUUGAGAAGAGCAGUGAAUGACCCAGAUAAUGUGUUGCAGAGCUGGGAUCCGACUUUGGUGGAUCCUUGCACUUGGUUUCAUGUCACUUGUGACUCUCAAAAUCGGGUCACCAGACUUAAGAACAUGUUAUGCAGUGAUCUUGGAAAUGCUAAGCUGUCUGGAAAAUUAGUACCUGAGUUGGGGAAGCUUGAGCGUCUUCAGUACCUGGAACUAUACAUGAACAACUUAGUGGGUCCAAUUUCAUCAGAACUUGGAUUUUUAAAGAGUCUAGUGAGUCUUGAUCUUUACCACAAUAACCUCAGUGGCACCAUUCCUCCAUCCCUCUCCAACCUUUCCAAUCUCAGAAUCCUCCGACUCAAUGGGAACAGACUAACAGGAAGAAUACCAAGGGAACUUACCAAGCUUGCAAAUCUCAAGAUUAUUGAUGUGUCCGACAACGAUUUAUGUGGUUAUAUUCCUACCUCCGGCACCUUCUCUAAGUUCACCGAGGAAAGUUUUAAGAAUAACCAAAGAUUAGAAGGGCCUGAGCUAAUGGGAUUUGUGAGAUAUGACGCAGGAGGCUGUAACUAAAAGCAUAUGAGAAGCAGAUAUAUUCCUAGAUCUCUGCAUAGGAAUAUGUAAACAUUUUAAUUAAUAUAAACCCUAGAAGAGCAAAAGUAUAUAUUUAGGGUUGUGUAUGGAGGAUCUCGCUCCAUGUAGUAUAAAUAUCAAUACCCUACGAAUCUACGAUUGCUUUAAUGGGGCAGGGCAUAUACCAAUUGCUGGAAAUUAGGAUUUGGUCUCCAUUUUCUCCUUUGAAGGAGUGAAGUAUUAAGAUGACUUGCGCAGCUAAUUACCUAAAAUUAAUUUCUUUCAGUUGGUGCAUAAUUCUUUUUCUUAGGAAAUUUGAAUGAUUUAUGCAACCAAGCAAUGAAGAAUAUUUAUAUCAAGAGAAACAUUCUAUUA